This is a messenger RNA of Nestor notabilis (Kea), 1242 nucleotides long. Its product is annotated as zinc finger protein 501-like. The transcript has a single exon. The record is from RefSeq and is a predicted model, not a curated record. Gene Ontology annotation, biological process: regulation of transcription by RNA polymerase II. Gene Ontology annotation, cellular component: nucleus. Gene Ontology annotation, molecular function: DNA-binding transcription factor activity, RNA polymerase II-specific; RNA polymerase II transcription regulatory region sequence-specific DNA binding. The coding region runs from base 1 to 1242 and encodes 413 amino acids. Lineage: Eukaryota; Metazoa; Chordata; Aves; Psittaciformes; Psittacidae.
AUGGUAACUCCCUGUGCAAUGGAAGUCUGGGAGUGCGACAACAGUGGUAGAGCCCACAUCAGCAAGGUUAUCCUUGCUGGCAACAAGCCAGACCAAAUCAUGUGUGGGAACAGUGCCAUUUGGAUUCAGCAGGUGGGAGAGAAAACCUAUGAGUGUCCUGAGUGUGGGAAGAGCUUCAGCCGGAGCUCUUACCUAAGCCAGCACCAGAGGAUCCACCUGGCAGAGAAACCCUUCAGCUGCUCCGAAUGUGGGAAGAGUUUCACCCGCAACUCGGACCUGAUCAAACACCAGCGGAUCCACACCGGCGAGAAGCCCUACCAAUGCAGUGAGUGUGAGAAGACCUUCAGCCAGAGGUCCAAUGUGAUCAGGCACCAGCGGACCCACACGGGAGAGAGACACUACCAGUGCAACGAGUGUGGGAAGAGCUUCAGCCAGAACUCACACCUCAUUGUCCACCAGCGGAGCCACAAGGGUGAGAAACCCUUUAAUUGCCCCCGAUGUGAGAAAAGCUUCAGCGACCGCUCCUCCCUGAUCAUACAUCGGAGAGUCCACACUGGAGAGAAGCCCCACAAGUGCCAGGAAUGUGGGAAGCGUUUCCGGGACAGCUCAGCCAUCAUUCGGCAUCAGAGGAUCCACACGGGAGAGAAACCAUACGAGUGCACCGAGUGCGGGAAAGCCUUCCGGCAGAGCUCCUCACUGGUGACCCACAUGCGAACACACACAGGUGAGAAGCCCUAUAAGUGCCCUGUGUGUGGGAAGGGCUUUAGCCAGAGCUCGGCGCUCACCACUCAUCGCCGGAUCCACGGCGGGACAGCCUUGCCCAUAUACCAAGGUAGCCUCCUGCCCACCCCUUACCAGUGCGCCGAGUGCGGCCGGAGGUGCAGCGACCACUCCACCCUGGCCAAGCACCAGAGCACACACGCCGAGGAGCGGCCCUACAUCUGUGUGGAGUGCGGGGACAGCUUCCGACGGAGCUCAGCUCUCAACGUGCACCUGAGGAUCCACCGCGGGGAGAGACCGUAUAAGUGCGAGGAGUGCGGAAAAGCGUUCAGGCACAGCUCAGCCCUCGGUGCCCACCUGAGGAUCCACGCAGGAGCCAAGCCCUACGAGUGCGGCGAGUGUGGGAAAAGCUUCCGGAAAAGCUCAACGCUUAAAGUGCAUUUGAAGAUCCACGCGGCCAAGAAACCUUAUAAAUGUAUGCUGGGUAGGAGAAUGCUCACCUCCGCCUCCCUUCUGCCAUAG